This is a messenger RNA of Vairimorpha ceranae, 1155 nucleotides long. RefSeq lists its product as hypothetical. NCBI's taxonomy places the organism in Eukaryota, Fungi, Microsporidia, Nosematidae. The record is from RefSeq and is a predicted model, not a curated record. The transcript has a single exon. The coding region runs from base 1 to 1155 and encodes 384 amino acids.
AUGCCCAUGAACAAAUUAAAUGUAUUAUUCUGGAUGUCUUAUAUUCAUUCAUUACAAAUACUCUCAGUAGUUCCACAAACAUAUAAAAUGUAUGAAAUUAACUUGCGAAAUACUUACCCAGGAAAAUAUGACUUUUAUAUAAAAAACCAUUAUCCGCCAGUUGAUAAGAUUCCAAUUAUCACUGAAGUCAAAUCACCACUAUCUAAUAUUCAAGGAUUUGUUUAUAUUCAUUCUAAUCAGACAACUGAUACCUACAUUAAAAGCUUGUAUUGUUUUUCAAGCGAUUUUACAGACACUAACCAGAUAUUUUACCAAUUUGAAUUUACUACAGCCUUAAAACAAAAAAAUAUUCUUAACAUACAAAUUCCUUCAAUGCUGUUUAAUAAUGCACUAGAGUCUCAGUAUGGCAUUGAAGUCAAAAAAACUUUCGGAAAUAUUAGUAAUAUAGGUUUGAAAAUACAAAAUAAUUUUACAGAAUUUAUACUGUUAAAUAAGGCGAAAACAAUUUCAUCUUCUCGUCAACUUCUUGACGAAUUAACAAACAGACCCGGAUCAAGAAUUAAGCAUUCUUUAGAAAGCGAAGAUUACAUUUUAGCAUUUUUUGAUAGAGACUAUAAUAAGAUCAUUAGUUUUCUAAAUGAAUUUAUUUCGUUAUUACAAGAAGACGAUGUUUUUUUACAACAUCAGCUGCCUAUGUUUUUUAUAAAUUUUGUAAAAAAUAAUUUAAAUACUUUUUGGGAAGAAGAACUUAUAUUCUCUUUUAAAGAUUUUAAUACUUUUAAAGAUAUUCAUUUAUUGAACUGCUUUUUUACAGAUUUAAAAAACUUAUUUUGGUUAAUUGAGGAUCCAAAUCACAAAUUUGCACUUACUGAUCAUGAUCAAUGUAUCGGAUCGCUUUAUGGUAAUUCUUGUGUUAAUGUUUUAUUUAACUUUCAAGAAGACGUGGAUGAAAAAACUUUAAAAUGCUUUGUUUACGACAAAAAGAAUAACAAGUUGAACUAUAAACUAAUGAUUGAUACAACAAAAAGAAAAAUUUUUAUAAUGUUUAAAUUACGUUAUUUGAAAGAAUCUAAUAUUAAACAAAUAGAUUGCAUAAUUCAGACACCAAAAAAACAUUUUAAAUCAUGUGAUAUUAAUUUAAUUGGAUACUUAUAA